AUGUUUGGGAAAGAGAAGUAUGGCUAUAGUAUGAUUGACAUCGACGAUCCUCGCUACAUCAAGGAGUGUGCCCAGAUGUCUCAGAAGCUCAUACGGUUGCACUAUGACCAGCAGAUCAUCGACUAUACGUGGCGGAAUACCUACAAGGGCCUGCUGACGGCAGAGCAUCGCUUGGCGACGUUGCCAGAGAAUAAGUGUCCUCAGAAGACGCAAGAUCUCAUGAAGAAGGAGGUGGACUCGUGCAUGAAACAGCUGCUGGAACUUCAACAGCAGAAGGACAUGUAUGAACAGCAGAUCAAAGAAAUUUACGAAAGAUGUGACUCCAUCAAAGCCACCAUCAAGAAGGAGAAUGACUUGGAAGAUCUGCGGAAGACGAUGGAAAAGCAAACGAAGGAGAAGAUCUCCAGCGAUUCGCCCUUCUGGAAAGCCAAGUUCAACAUCCGUUCCGUCAACGCACCACCCAGGUCCGGCUCUCUGAGCUUUGAUUGA
Cladocopium goreaui is the source of this 489-nucleotide messenger RNA. The record is from the annotation of a GenBank genome assembly. Lineage: Eukaryota; Dinophyceae; Suessiales; Symbiodiniaceae.